CCAGGCAGUGGUUGCAACAUCGCCGCCGAGGCAGCGAGCAGAGCUGACAGCCCAGAGCUGGCGCUGCGGGACUCAGGGAGCCUUGCGGGUUCCUCUGGCUGGCGUCUGCGAGUACAGCAGCGGCUGACCCUCUCGGGUUCGGGGAUUUACAGAGACGUGGAGCGAUGCUUGUGACUCUGCAGCUCCUCGAAAACCCAUUUACAGAUGACAAAACUAAGGCCCAAGGCCUAGAAAUGAAAGAACUCAUCCACAACAGCACUGCUAGGCAAAGGGCCCUUAGAAGCCUGUUUCUCGGCGCAGUCCAGGACCUCCAGCCCCAUGGAGCCCCCGAUCCCACAGAGCGUCCCUUUGACUCCCAGCUCAGUCAUGGUGCAGCCCCUUCUUGAUAGCCGAAUGCCCCACAGUCGGCUCCAGCACCCGCUCACCAUCCUUCCCAUUGACCAGAUGAAGACCAGCCACGUGGAGAACGACUACAUUGACAACCCUGGCCUGGCCCCCACCACCGGCCCCAAGCGGCCCCGAGCUGGGGCCCCAGAACUGGCCCCAACACCUGCCCGCUGUGACCAGGAUGUCACCCAUCACUGGAUCUCCUUCAGUGGGCGCCCCAGCUCUGUCAGCAGCAGUAGCAGCACCUCCUCUGACCAGCGGCUCCUAGACCACAUGGCCCCACCCCCUGUGGCCGAGCAGGCCUCGCCCAGGGCAGUGCGCCUCCAGCCCAAGGUGGUCCACUGUAAGCCGCUGGAUCUCAAGGGCCCAGCAGUCCCACCAGAGCUAGACAAGCACUUCUUGCUGUGCGAGGCCUGUGGGAAGUGUAAGUGCAAGGAGUGUGCGUCCCCCCGGACGUUACCCUCCUGCUGGGUCUGCAACCAGGAAUGCCUGUGCUCGGCCCAGACCCUGGUCAACUAUGGCACAUGUAUGUGCCUGGUGCAGGGCAUCUUCUACCAUUGCACCAAUGAGGACGAUGAGGGCUCCUGCGCCGACCACCCCUGCUCUUGCUCCCGUUCCAACUGCUGCGCCCGCUGGUCCUUCAUGGGUGCCCUCUCCGUGGUGCUGCCCUGCCUGCUCUGCUACCUGCCCGCCACUGGCUGCGUGAAGCUGGCCCAGCGUGGCUAUGACCGCCUGCGCCGCCCUGGUUGCCGCUGCAAGCAUACGAACAGCGUCAUCUGCAAGGCAGCCAGCGGGGAUGUCAAGGCCAGCAGACCCGACAAGCCUUUCUGACACUUCGGGUUGAAGCCCCAGUGCUGCCCCUGGAAACAUGGUUCCUCCUGCCAGUCUCCUGAGGCUGACCUUGCUCAUCUGUCCUCUCCACCUCCCUAGAUUGGGAAGAAGCAAGCAGAGACAACCAUCACCCACCCUCUGUUUCCCAAAAGGAUGAAGAUGUACUCUGGGUUUUUUUAGGGUCCUGGAACUUUGUGUCAAGCAGACAGUGGCAGGGGCAGGGUGUGGUUUCUGGGGGGGGAUUUUUCUUUUUCAGAAGAUGGAACACAGAUGUGGACGCAUUUCCCAAGUUGCAGCUGCUUGAUGGCCUAUUGGGUCCUCGCUCCUCCCUCCCUCUCUCCCUUUUCCAUUGUCUUUGGCUCUCACAGAAGCUGGCUGCCUGGGAGGAAUUGUUAACUGAGGGCCAGGGUACCAGAAGAAGACCCUUGGAGUCUCAACUUCUCUACCUUCUUCUUCCCCUCCUCCUUCCACACCAGUUGGCCCCCGCAUCCAGGGGAAGGUGUAGGACACCCUAGCCAUCCCUACUGUAUAUAUUUGGGAGUUGCUGAGAAGAGAGGACAGCCCGCGAGUUGAAGCCUCGUUCCUUUCCUCCUCCUGCCUCCCAGAGCCACAGGAUGGAUUUAGGAGCCACUGAGCAGUGCAUUCCUCCCUCCUGGCCGCAUCACACCGUCCACCGGUUCUUACCGAGUCACAGACUUGCCUGACUGCUAUGUGUCCUGAGUUCUCUCUACUCAGAUGCUUUCCAGAAACUUGAUGGGUAGAGGAGGCCAGGGCAGCACAUGCGAGACCAAAUAAUCAUUUUGCCAAUGAGUCUGAGGCUGUGGUCUCUGGAUCCAGUCAUGAUGUUUUUAUAGAAUAAUUAAACCAGAUGCUAACGGUGUUUUAAAAAAAUAAUAAUAAGACAACUUGCUUCCUUUUGGGCCACCCCCAGGAAGGGCUGAUAUCAAAAUCUGGGGGUCAAGCAACCUCAAGGAACACAAUUCCCCUGCCCACCAAGAAGAGGAUUUUAACAGCGAAGAAGAGGCAGCACCUCUCAUUGGCAGAAUGACAGCUGAGCCGAGCUGGGGCUGGGUUUCCUUUCUUCUGAUUCUGCUGCUUACUGUCAUAGCCUUUGUGUAUAGCGAUGCGUCUGUAUCUUUAUGUAAAUAGAGAUGGCGAAAAGAGUAUAUUUUAGGGUUCGGAAGCCCCAGCGGGAGAGUCAGAAGAACUCACGAGAGGGUGGGGGAACUUCUCCAGGGGCCACUGGGAUUGAGCCCUGCUCUUGUGCACAGCACACCCUCCUCCCAACAGCCCCCAAAGACGUAGCAACUCUUUCUCUCAAGGUGCUAAAGGACUCAGAAAGUGCAGCACGUCCAGUGGGUAGGUACUUGUUGCAUGCAAAAGCUGUAGUGUGUCUGGUCCUCCCCCACCCCCACCCCAGCUAUUGUGUGGGGUUUUUGCUUUGUGUGGUAUGUUGUGUCCCACCCCCCAUCUGAUGAGAGGAAAUGACCUGGGUCAGAAGAGAUGCCCCAGGUAAAAUUGGAAACACAUUAGACAGCAUCUGUAGCAUUUCCAGCUUGUUCUAUAGAAACAGAACUGCCUCCAAAAGGAGGCAGGGAGCCUUGAUGGCAUGUACCUAAUGCUUCUCAAGGACUCUCCCUCCCCCGCUUUGGAUAUUAGUAGUUAACAUCUUAUGAUUUAGAAUAAGUUAAUUGUAACCAUAGGUAUUUAUUGAUUGGAGGAAGGGAGGGUCUUAUUAUUUUGGGCUUUAUUUAUGUAACAUCUGCUGGCUUGUAAAAGGCAAGUAUACGAUAUUGCAUCUUCAUUGUCCAAGGCUAAUUCACAUAGCUCCCCUUGCCACAGUUGUGAUGGAUGUAUGGAUGUUCUUGCACAAAUUGGAGGGAAUGGGAAAAACAAACAUUCAGCAACCACUUACUCAUUGAAUGUAUUGGAAGUGUGCUGAAGGGGCUGGAGAUGUUUUCCUCAGAUGAGGUGUGCAGUGGUGGCCCCCCAAAUGAUUGCACAUGUGCACUCUUUCUGCAAAGCCCUGGGAUCAAUUCCCAGGGCUCCUCCCUCAAAUUGUCUCCAUGGGAAACUUAACCCAGUGGCAAGUUGCACUUUGGUGAUCUUGGUCUACGCCCCCAUUCUGUGGAGAAUUGGUUUUCAUAAGCUGUGUACACACACACACACACACACACACGCACACACACGCACACUGACCCCCUACUGACAAAGACCCUGUUUCCUGGCAAAUGGCCUCCCGAACCCUGACUUUUUGUGUACAUAGUUGUAAACACGGAUCUUGUGGGUUUUGGUUCGCCUUCUUUUUUCCCCUCCCUGUCAUGGCUUGUGUUUAACCUGCUAGAUCUGUGUCAGCAGAACUGUCCCUGAGAGUCUGCCUCGGUGCCCCUGCGUGCGUGGUGGUGAAGCGAAGCAGCGGAGGAAGCGCCCUGGGUUCUCCCAGCUCUGGUGUGCACCAGUCCCUCUGCGUCAGUUUUCCCUGGCUCUUUGGCCAAAAAGAAAAAGAAAAUAUGGCUUGCCUGUGGGUGCCCCAGACCUUCCCAGGCGAGUCAAGAGCCACUGAGGAAUCAAGCACGGAGAGCACAUUUCUAUAUCUGCUUCUGGCUGGUUGCUUGCUGUCACUAGCAGCUUGCUGGGCUGGAUUAUGUCUUACCUUGAAAAGUGCCAGCUGGUUCCCACUUCUCUUAGACCUGGGACAAUGGCAGUUAUGCCUGGGACUGGGGUUGGUCCAGGACACUUUGCCUAGUUUGUUGUGACUGUUUGCCUCCCCCACCCUGAGAGUGGGUUUGUGAGGGCCGGCACUCCAGCGAGCACCCUGGGAACUGGGUCUGGGCUAGCAGAACCCUCUCAGAUGAGUGACAGGGUGCAACCGAGGCUCCUCUGAGAAGCCAGUGGGAAGUAAAGACUGGUCCCUUCUGUUGGUAUAGGCCCUUCACAGCUGACAGAAGGUACUCAUGUGGUGUGGGCUUGUUCGGUGUUGGGAGUCCACAUUGAUUCCUGCUGUGCAAUGAGUGGGACCCAGUUAGACAGAGUUACCUGAGGUUGCACACAUGAAAAUCAUGUCUGGCCAGAACCCAGUGACUGUCAUCUAAAAGCGUCACAUUCUCCUGUGCUACCCCAGGAAGUGUGUGAUGGGGUGCAGGGACACAACUUGGCACUGUACAGUUCACUAUGGCAUCCUGCAAGCUUCACUGGCCUUCUGGUUCAUGCCUUUGGUAAGCAUUUUCAUGCCCGCCCCCCCCUUACUGUGACCCUGGGUGUCACGUUGCAUUGCCGCUGUUUGGCUGUGGGUAGCUGCGCGUGUGCAGUGUCUUCUCUUGCUCUCUCUAACUUGCUGCCCCACAGUUUGGUUUCGUGUCGCAAGCAGUAAAGCUGUCCCCUGGCUCCCCCUCUACCACAUUCUUACUUCAUUUUCCCCUUCACUGUAGCCCCUUCUCACCCCACCACAAAAAGUUACCACAGAAGGUUUCCUUUGUAUAGAAUAUUUAUUUUGAAGCUCUAUUUUAAUAGUAUUUAUUUUAGAAAGUCUACUAUUGUAAGAGUUCUUCUGUUUGUGAAGAAAAAACAAGUUAAAAACUGAAUGUACUGAUCUAGAAAAUAUCUAUAAAUAUAUAUUGUUAAAUAUACACAGGACUGUUUUCUCGUGUGUUUGUGUGUUCAGUUUCUGGACAUCCUCACCCAGCAAGGCCCUUGUCUUAUCAGAAAACACUAGGCCACUGCACCAACUGCAGGGAGAUGGGUCCUUCUGGGGUGGGGCAGACCUCUGUCCUGCCUCAGGAUGACCUAAGAACCUUGGAGGAAAGCUUCACUUUAUUGGGGCACUGAUAAUCACCAGAUGCUGUGAAAUCCUCCUUCCUGGGCCAAUGGUGUCUCCUAUCCUGGGUGUCUUUGUAACUCAGACAAGAAAGCUCCAGAACUUGGAGGAGCUGGAGGUGGGGAAGAAUAAUCUGAUCUGUCCAUUUUCUGAAAAUUCUGCAUCUCUUCUCUUUGGCCCCGAAUCUCCCAAAUCCACAUGUUUCAGGAAGCCAAACAGAAAAGCCCUUGGUGACUUUCUCGUUUAUACUGGAUUGAUGAAUACUGUCCAAAGUCAGUUCCUUUGAUCACUAAAGCUUUCCAUCUACAUAAGUACUUGUCUUUGUCCUUCUCAUGUGCUUUCCAUUUGAUUUCCAUGUCCCCCAUCCCCCUGCGUACUCUCAAACUUGCUAAGACCCAGCCACUUCUCUUGUUUACACACCUGGGUGGACUUUUUCAUUACCUUUAAUUCAUAUGUCAAUCACAAUGAAAAUUGGAUUUUAUGCCUCUUGUUUUCUGAAAGAAAAAUUAAUAAUUUGUUACCAAUCAGUGGGAGAGGUGACAGCAAUGGGGGGAUGGGAAGGGAAAGAUCAGGAUCCCCAUGUCAGUUCUUGUUUUUUCUGGAGACACCAGAAAAAAACAGGCUCCUUUGUGAAAUACAAGCCUUGUUCCUUUGGAGACAUCCAAAUGCACGCCAAGGAUCUCCUGGUCACUGCCCAAGAAGGCACUUCGGGGUGUUCUUGUUUAUAAUGAAAGGCUUGGGCCUCCCUCUCUGUUGCCUGACCAUGUGGCCUCUCCCAUUUCCAGGAUGGACAAAGGUUAAUUAGUGCUUCAAGUCUUUCUUCCCCAUCAAGGUAAGUAACUGGCACUUGGGGAAUAGUUUAUUUUUAAUCAGCUCAGUCCUAAUUGGUGUCUACCACACUUUGUCUUGAAUUUCUUUUUGGACAGGGACACACAGUAGCCUCCCGGCACCCCCCCUCCCUCACUGGUUUUUCUACUUUGUUUCUGGAGCUUAGGAGAUUAGAAGCAACAGGUGUUGAGUGCUUAAAGUCCCACUCACCCAAAUGCUCUUGGGGAAAUGGAAGUUCAACUUUUCCGGAGAAUAAGUUCCAUGGGCUUCUAUUACGUUCCUAGAUAAGAGAAGGCUUUGGGGUGACAAUAGCGGUAUUUUCUUUUUUGCUUUAUGCUGAUGAUGUGUGGCAGAUACUAUGAUUAUUUCCCUCCUAGAGAUGCAGACAUUAAGGUCCAAAGAAGUCACCCAAUAUUCCAUGAGAGGUAGAAGGUAAGAACAAAAGGAUUUAGUUACUCAAUUUAGGGAUGAAGAACAUGAUGGAGUAGGUAGAAGGCUCCCCAGAAAUCCAGUGUAAAAAUGAACAGAAAGGAUGGGACUGGGGAUGAAGCUUGAUGACAUAGCACCUGCCUGGCAUGCACGAGCCCCCAGUUUCAAUCCCCAAUGUUAAAAAAACAAACAAACAAAAAGCACGGGGUGGAGGGGUGCAGACUUCAACCGGCUCUUUGUCCAUGACCACACAUCCCCUAAUAAGACAUCAGACCAGAACGGAUGGCCUUGGGGGCAGCUCUGGCAAUAACUAAAAUACACACAUGUACACACACACCUAGCCUGGUCAUCUGGUCAGGAGGCCCCAACUCUCUAGCUCUCCAGCCUGGAGAACCCACAACUUGACUGAGCUCAGCUUUUCUGAAGAACGCCUGUGAAGGAAUCACACGAACCCAGGCAGCAGGCUCCAUGCUGGAGGUGUGAGCCGGAGGAAAAGCCAAGCGGACAUUUUUAAGAGCCUUAAGUUUAUUCAUCGGAACUUUAAUAAAACAAUAUGUCCAUGGCCUGGGGCAGGUAUAAUUUUCAUAAUUUAUAGGUCUCUGAGACAGGAAGAGAGCUCAGGGUUUUAUUGUGUUUUGCACGAUAAAUGGCAUUCCAAUUAUCUACAUGAUGUUCUUAAGGACUCUUGUCUGGCAGCGGCACAGGCCUUCUGGAGCCCACCUGGGCCUGCAGGCCCGAGGCAAGGGGUAAUUAUGAAUACAUCUGUACGUGUUAAGCAGGAGAUGAUGGAAAAACUCCCUGGGUUCCUUCUGUCAUUAGAAGAUACUUCCUAUGCCGACACCUACAUUAACAUUUAACUGUUGCAAAAGUUUGGAGCCGUCCUUUUCUCUUCCUCUCCCUCUCUCCCUUGCGCUCCUUGACUGUAUCUGAAGAAAUUCCGGUGAAGUCCUGACUGGCUUCCUUCCCUCCAUUAGGCAUGGUGGAGAGGUAGCUCAGGGCUCAGAGCAAAAACUCCACCAGCCACGGAGUGAGGUCACAGAGCUGUGGGGGAGGUUCUGAUUGGAAUCAGUAGUUGGAGAGCCUGCAGACUGGUGCUCUGUGAAGCCUUAGGGUAACAGACCAAGUGGCCUCAGGAAAUAAUUACAGAGGAUACCACUUCUGAGCACAGAUGCAGAUUCUUGUUUACAAUCCUGAAAACAAUUAAACUAGGUUGAUACAAUCAGCCUCAUUAUAGAUGAGAAAAUCAAGGCUCAGAGAUUAAGUUGCUUGCCCAAGGACCUACAUGAGUUGAUAAGUGUUAGACCUGGGAUUCCAACCUAGAGGAUCUGCCUUCAAAGCCAGUGCACAGAACACUAAGAAGCUUUUAUAACUAUUAGACCAAACCGUGGAUCACCUACUCUGGGAUAUCUCCUGUGUCCCCAGAAAGAGGUUUUCUUCCCCAGGGUUUCUAUAGACAUCAAUAGAAUAGGUGGUUUAUUUAAACCAAGAAUACUUCCACUGUAACUGAGAUGGGACUGAACCUGGGUCUCACCAGUGAACCACCAAUGCCCCUUAUAAAAUACUAAGGCCCCACCAUUAAGCUGCUUGGGUUGGAUCCUGUGUGACCACACAACAUGGCUACCAUCCCUCCUGGCAUUACUCAGAACAGCAUUCCCGAUUUCCUCUGCAAUGGAAAGAAAUUACUGGGGCUGUCAUGGCUAGGGACAGUGUUUGGGGACAGGCGAUAGAAGGAAUUGUAAAUUGCUUCAGAUAAUUUAAAAAGUCAAGGUCUGUUGGCUUCGUGGGCAGGUGAGGAGAGGUGAAUACACAGGACAGUGGGCAUGGGCCACACCUCUGCACUGCCAGGUCAGAGACGUCUUCCUCUUCAUGCCAGCAUUGGUGAAAAUGGACGGAACAGAGGACCAGAAAGCCAAACUGGUCAGGGAGGAAUGGAAGGUACUGGGGUAGGGGUUGGGGACUCCCCAUGUUGGAAUUAGCACCCCCAACCCUCCAGGCCCUCCUUGACCAUUUCUCGGGCACUGAUCCAGCCAGCCCAGGGUUACUAUAGCACUCUGUGUCCAUCUAGGCAGGUCACUUUCCAGUGUGGACGUGGCUUUUAAGAAGAGACUGCUGCUCCCAUAAGGCCACUCUUAGGAAAAUGUGGUGAAGAGCACAGAGCCUAUGGUCCUCCACUUGGGUCCCCCUCAUCUACUGCCUUCACCGACUCUGGUGUUAGGAGAGUACACUGGGAAGGGUCCAGAACUUUAGGCACACUAGGUGAGUACUCUACCGCUGAGCUGCACCUUCAGCCUCAAAUGUAGUUAGAUUAGACUCAGCCCCGCACUGAUAAUGUAUUAGUUUCUUAAGGAUGGGAGAGCAGGAAACAGAAGAACUCAGCUCUGCUCUCCUCUCAGCCUUGGUGUCUCCAUCUUCAGCCUGGCAGUCUGGACCACCAGAAAAGCAGCAAGUCACGAGCUAUCCAAGUAUGGAGGUGCAGGCCUGUGAUCCCAGCCAUCCAGGCAAGGAGGAUCGUAAUUUCAAGGCCACCAACCUGAGCAACAUAGUGAGACCACAUUUCAAAAACAACAUAAAAGUCACAUACUGUUGGCCUACAGUGUUCUCAAAAACUGGGCUCGUCAUCAAAAUUAAGGUUUCCCUACCCAGAUAUAAAACUUCUCUUGAAAGAGAACUGGCAUUCCUGGUGUCCAAUUUUUUUGUUGUUGUUUGUUUUCCUUGUUUUUUGUGUGUGGUGCUGGGGAUUGAACCCAGGGCCUUGUGCAUGUGAAGCAAGCUCUCUACCAACUGAGCUAUCUUCCCUGGUGCCCAUGCUCUGUGGCGGUGAUUGGUUGGAGCUGCUCUUCUCAAACUAGGCAUCAUCCUGUCCUUUCCUCAGCCUCAUCCCCCUUUGAUGGCCUGAGUCCCCUGGGCUGAAUGCCAGUUGCCAUCCAUCAUUGUGUUAGCACCUGAUAUCACUUAUACCUAGCUUGCUUCUCUUCUGUCACCUUCCUGGGGCCCUGCUUUUGAUGCUGGCUGGUGUCAAGUCUGAUUGGCCUCCCUGGACAGCUUACCUCAAGACAUCCUAAUACCUCAACCCCUGCCUGGGGGCUUCCUAAGGAUGCAUGUCACUCAGAUGGCAGAUCCAAGAGACCAAUGGCCUAGGAUUUGUGAGGUGGAAGAUAAGUUUCGGUGUGUUUUUGCUUUCUGUUUGAGGCAUGCUUUCUGGAUUCUCAGAAGAGUACGCGACCUCCUCAAAAUAUUAAGCAUCACUGGGUCCAAUCCACUCACCACCUGGAUAGGCAUGGGAGACCCUGAGAGGAGACGAGUGACCCACCCAAGGUCACUCACACAAAGAGCCUUAGUGGCAAAGCCAAGAAUAGGAAACAGAUUUUCUACUCUUUAGAAAAGAGACAAAUUUUUCUUUAGGAAAACUGGUUUUCAAGCAUUUAUGAACCAUCUUAAAGUGUCUCCUGCAAAAGAAAAAAAAAAAAUUAUCCAAAAGUGAUCAACCUUGAUGAGUGCUAUGGUUGGGAUACCAGUUAUUCUCUCCAAAACUGAGGUUGAAAUUUGAUUGCCUUUGAGGUGAUUGAUGUUGGGAGGUCACCUUUAAGAGGUGAUUUGAACCAGGUGUGGUGGCACAUGCCUAUUAUCCCAGCAGCUUGGGAGACUGAGACAGGAAGAUAGCAAGUUCAAAACUAGCUUCAGCAACUUAGUAAGUCCCUAAGCAACUUAGUGAGAUCUAUCUCAAAAUAAGAUAAGAAAAAGGCUGGGGAUGAGGCUAAGUGGUUAAGUCUAACCACUGGUUUCAGUCAAGAGAUGAUUGGGUGAUUGGGUCAUCAGGCCUCUGCCCUCAAGAUGUAUUAACCCAUUCAUUUCAUGAAUUAAAGACGAAUAGAACUGGGUGUUCUAUUAGCCUGAAAUCCAGAUACUUGGGAGUUUAGGAGACUGAGGCAGGAGGAUCACAAGUUUGAGGCCAGUCUGGACAACUUAGUAAGACCCUGAACUGAAAUUAAAAAAAAAUUUAAAGGGCUGGCAAUGUA
Messenger RNA from Sciurus carolinensis (gray squirrel), 10305 nucleotides. It is a transcript of the gene Spry4, whose product is annotated as sprouty RTK signaling antagonist 4. The transcript has 3 exons. The record is from RefSeq and is a predicted model, not a curated record. Bases 319 to 1218 code for a protein of 299 amino acids. Gene Ontology annotation, biological process: negative regulation of fibroblast growth factor receptor signaling pathway; negative regulation of Ras protein signal transduction; animal organ development. Lineage: Eukaryota; Metazoa; Chordata; Mammalia; Rodentia; Sciuridae. Gene Ontology annotation, cellular component: membrane; cytosol.